Molecule: messenger RNA, 1517 nt
Organism: Plutella xylostella (diamondback moth)
Lineage: Eukaryota; Metazoa; Arthropoda; Insecta; Lepidoptera; Plutellidae
Gene: Ubc10
Product: ubiquitin conjugating enzyme 10
Source: RefSeq, a predicted model, not a curated record
UUAUUUUUUAUAAAUGGUGGUCAUCAAAUUUGCCGUGGAGUGAGUGACGUUUUUACGGUGAUUUUUUUUGAGCUAGACUUUGAUUGUGCUAAUAGAAUUAUGCUAUAAAUGUGCCCUAGUUCACAACUAAAACUAAGACUUAUUGUAAUUCUUAAAAUUUAUAGUUUGCUGGAAGUUUGAAAUAGUUUCUUACAAUGGCUGCAACAAGAAGACUUCAAAAGGAACUAACUGAUAUAAGACAGUCUGGACUAAAAUCAUUCAGAGACAUUCAAGUUGAUGAGUCAAAUAUUCUUACAUGGCAAGGACUAAUUGUACCGGACAACCCCCCAUACAACAAAGGUGCCUUCCGCAUUGAAAUCAACUUCCCAGCAGAGUACCCAUUCAAGCCCCCCAAGAUUAGCUUUAAGACCAAGAUCUACCACCCCAACAUUGACGAGAAGGGCCAGGUGUGCCUCCCCAUCAUCAGUGCUGAGAACUGGAAGCCGGCUACAAAAACUGAUCAAGUAAUUCAAGCAUUAGUGGCAUUGGUAAACGACCCUGAGCCGGAACACCCACUGCGCGCGGAGCUCGCCGAAGAGUACCUUAAAGACAGAAAGAAAUUCACGAAAAAUGCGGAAGACUUCACUAAGAAACAUAGUGAAAAACGGCCUACCGACUAAGCUUGGCAUUUAUUUUAACACGCAUACAUAGAUUGAUUGUCCAGUGAUACUGUUGUCUUAAAUACACGAGAGUUUCCUAUAUAAGUGUGCUUUUUAUUGUUACUAAAAUAUUUUCUUGUUUAGAGUUGGCUAGAUUGCGGUAUGUUGAUAUUAGAGGUGUCACUGUACUUCCCUUUCAAUUUGAAUGUUUUAGCUUCAGCUAGUUACGGUCUGGUACACUUUUGAGGACUCAUUUCAUUGACAAAUUAAAAGAAAUUGUUUCGAAAUAUAGUUAACGAUGUGUAGUACCUAGAUCAUGUGAUAGUGCUGUGCAAAUAAAUGUAAAUACAUUUUGUAAACACUAUUGAAUGUAAAGAUUGCAUACAUGCAUGUAACUAACUCUAUAAAAAAUGCAGUUCUUGUAGAUACCCUAGCUUGAUAAUUGUUUUUUACUUUAGCACGAGUUGAAAUAUUAGAAAACUAAUUGUACAAGCAUCGAUUUUGAUUAAUGAUAUCUUGCAUUUGCAUGACCACUUACAGCAUCACAUUUUUCACUAACCACUCGCAAAUACCUAGUUCUUGGCCAUUUUCUCGGCCGAUAUUAUAAUAUUGUUUCUUUAUCUGCACGGGUAAUACCCAGUUAUUAUCUCUGAAGUACCUCCACGAUACAUACCAUCAUUGUUUUUAUUUUUUGGCGGUGGUUUUAUUUUCAUAGUAUGUAGUAUGUGUCUUUUUUAUUUAUAAUCAAUUCCAUUUACUAAACAAGCCCUUGUGAUUCUUGAUCUUGAGUAUCGUGACUGUACUUAGAUGGCUUUUAAAUUUUUCACUUAGGUAUGCUUAGUUCCCUAAGAACGUAUAAAUAAAUAUUUUUCCGAAUUA